Messenger RNA from Cynoglossus semilaevis (tongue sole), 5379 nucleotides. RefSeq names its product zinc finger protein 740a (gene znf740a). The record is from RefSeq and is a predicted model, not a curated record. The transcript has 21 exons. Gene Ontology annotation, biological process: embryo development; negative regulation of transcription by RNA polymerase II; regulation of immune system process. Gene Ontology annotation, cellular component: nucleoplasm; nucleus; PcG protein complex. Lineage: Eukaryota; Metazoa; Chordata; Actinopteri; Pleuronectiformes; Cynoglossidae. Bases 473 to 2437 code for a protein of 654 amino acids. Gene Ontology annotation, molecular function: DNA-binding transcription activator activity, RNA polymerase II-specific; RNA polymerase II cis-regulatory region sequence-specific DNA binding; DNA-binding transcription repressor activity, RNA polymerase II-specific.
UCUUUGUUCUUCAGUGAAUUAAGUCUGCGCACUCUGCUCAGCCGUCCGCCAUUACUGAACUGACAUUUCCACAAAGAAAGCCUCACUUCGAGGACGGCGGUGCAGGGAUUUCACCGAGUAUGAGGCUCGACAUUUGUUAGCCUGUUCAUUAGGAGGGAGGGGGAAGAGUGGGUGAGGGAGACAGUGAGGGAGGGGGAGGUUCGAACACAGCAGCAGCACAGCGGCGUCGGCCAUCACGAAGCUCUUUAUCGCCCAAUCUUGUCGAAAACCAGCACAGGCUAGUUCCUCGAUUACCAUCGCAUUGAAAGAUUGGCUGAUGUAGACCGCCACAUUAGCGGGAGCGUUGAUGUUCAGUUUUAAUGCUAGAUGAGUGAGGUGGGUGUGGCUUCCCACCAGCCCGACCAUCCUGACUGACGGAUCUCUGGAUGACCUUGUCCCAACCCCUGUCCCUGCGCUCACAUACACCACAGCAAUGUCACAUCUGCCCAGCAGCUCAGUCCGCGACCAUAUGAAAUGGGCGGGGCUGCUUGGCUGCGAAGCUGUCCUUUCCAGUAUGGCCCUGAUGCAGGCCAGUUCUAUGGCUGCUCCGCCGAAAAAAAUGAUGGCCCCUCUUGGUCAUGCACCACCACAGAGAGAGGGACCUGAUCGUGGCCCCCAGAGCCAUAUGAUUCUUCCCUCUGGAAUGAGCUGUCCACCACUGCUCAUCAGGAAGGAAGGUGAAUUCCAAGCCCCACGCCUGCUGGAUGAGAAGGAGAUGAGAGCCAAUGAGGACAUGCAGCAGAAAAAAAAGAACAGGAAAUCAGUGACGCCCUGUAAAGUGAGAGAACAAGAAGGAAGGGGAGGGAAGGGCGCAGGUGGAGAUGAGAAUGGUCCAUCGUCCAAAGUGCAAAAAAACUUUAUCUGUGAUCACUGUUAUGGAGCAUUUAGGAGUGGAUACCACCUGAAGAGACAUAUUCUCAUUCAUACAGGGGAGAAGCCGUAUGCUUGUGCCGUAUGUGACAUGAGGUUUAUUCAGCGUUACCAUCUGGAGAGACACAGCCUCAUUCACACGGGGGUGAAGCCAUUCGCUUGUACCAUGUGUGACAUGAGGUUUUUUCAGCGUUACCACCUGGAGAGACACAAACUCACUCAUACGGGGGUGAAGCCGUAUGCUUGCUCCAUGUGUGACAUGAGGUUCUUUCAACGUUACCAUCUGGCAAGACACAGUCUCACUCACACUGGGGUGAAACCUUAUGCUUGCUCCAUGUGCGACAUGAAAUUUUUUCAGCGCUACCACUUGGCAAGACACAGCCUCACUCACACGGGGGUGAAGCCAUAUGCUUGCUCCAUGUGUGACAUGAGGUUUUUCCAGAGAUACCACCUGGCGAGGCACACACUCACCCAUACGGGGGUGAAGCCAUACGCUUGCUCCAUGUGUGACAUGAGGUUCUUCCAGCGUUACCAUUUGGCAAGACACAGUCUCACUCAUACUGGGGUGAAACCGUAUGCUUGUACCAUGUGUGACAUGAGGUUUAUACAACGGUACCAACUGGAGAGACACAGUCUCACUCAUACAGGGGUGAAGCCGUACGCUUGCACCAUGUGUGACAAGAGGUUUUUUCAGCGCUACCACCUGGCAAGACACAGCCUCACUCACAUGGGUGUGAAACCUUAUGCUUGCACCAUGUGUGACAUGAAGUUUUUUCAGCGUUACCACCUGGCGAGACACAGCCUCACUCAUACGGGUGUGAAACCUUAUGCUUGCACCAUGUGUGACAAGAGAUUUUUCCAACGAUACCACCUGGCGAGACACAGCCUCACUCAUAUGGGUGUGAAACCUUACGCUUGCACCAUGUGUGACAUGAGGUUUGUUCAGCGUUACCACCUGGCCAGACACAGCCUCACUCAUACUGGUGUGAAACCUUAUGCUUGCACCAUGUGUGACAAGAGGUUUUUCCAACGCUACCACCUGGCGAGACACAGCCUCACUCAUAUGGGUGUGAAACCUUAUGCUUGUACCAUGUGUGACAUGAGGUUUGUUCAGCGUUACCACCUGGCCAGACACAGCCUCACUCAUACGGGGGUGAAGCCGUAUGCUUGUUCCAUGUGUGACAUGAGGUUUAUUCAGCGUAACCACCUGGAGAGACACAGCCUCACUCAUACGGGAGAGAAGCCAUUUGCAUGUGACGUGUGUGAUAUGAGGUUUAUCCAGCGCUACCACCUGGAGAGACACAAGCGUGUCCAUAGUGGGGAGAAGCCUUACCAGUGUGAACGGUGCCAGCAGAACUUUUCUCGGACAGACCGACUGCUGCGGCAUCGGCGGUUGUGCCAGGGUCGCAAUGUCCCCAAAGUAGAGAACCAGCCUUGCUGCGAUCCACGUCCAUAUCCCCAAGAAGCUCCACCGGCGCCCCCUACCUGGAGCCCUCUGCACCCACCGGCAGGUCGACUGGCGGUCUGACAUUCCACUUUCCUCACAUCCACGACAGCGUUAGAGAAGGGACGAGCCACAGGGUUUCUUCAUCCUCACGGCUCUGUGCUGGGUGGAUACUGCUUUAGCACAGGCUGAUCUUGCAGCUCCGGUCUAGGAAUUAACUCAUGACAGAGGGACAUUUGUGUUUUUGUUUUGUAGUCUUUUUACCGUAUUUUUUUUUUGUUUGUUUUUUUUUUUUUAAGGCGAGUGUUUUCGUGAUGAACAGUGCUCCUGUUUUGUACUUACUCAAUUUAGUUUUUUUCUUUUCUUUUCAAAAAAACAAAAAAAAAACAUUUUUAUUAUUGUUUAAAUAUAUAUUUCGUAAUUUAGUGGUACUGAGGCAGAGCAGUGGGUGUCGUUGAGCCCAUUGUACAAACAGCAGACAGAAAAAUCCCAGAGCUUCUUUCUAAGAUGUCCUUUUGAAGCCCAUUUUGAUGCCAAAAGGAUUGGCACUUAGGUCAAAUGAAACAAACUGAACUUUCCUUCAAAGUGACGGAAGGAAACUUCUGUGUUGGAAUUCCAAGUGGACCAGUUCACUUCCUGUUACGGUUUAGAUGUGUGUCACUUCACUGAGUGUCUGGUCUAAAUGUCACUCCAACAACAGAGUUUCCUCGAUCUCAUCAUCACAUGAAGUGCAGUUUUCUUGAUUACUUUGUGUAGAUAAUUAAAACAAAAUGUUUGUUUUACUGUGGGACUGCACAAAGUGGGCUUAAAAAAAACAACAAACCGAUACUAAAUACUGUUGAAAAGAGUCUGUUUUUUAGUGUGAUAAAGAUGGAGCUUCACGACUGUAAACCUUGACUUGUAGAGAUGGGAGAGAGCGUCCUGCAGCGGAAGAGUGUCAAAUCACAGGAGGUUGUUCUGCUCACGUUGUGCUUCUGUGUCGUACAUGACAUGGUUAUGACUCAGGAAAAGGCACAGGUAGGACGGCGGUCUCGGUGAGUCCUUGUCUUGAGUUGUUCUAUAAAUAUGGCUGUAUAUAUUUUUAGUAUAUGCAGAAAUGUUCAGUGCUCCCAGCUCAGUCUAUAGAUCCUGCUCUCAAAUAGUGGCCACUUGUCCAAUUCUGAUGUUUGUACAGUUCCUCACAUUGUGAGACCAGUGAGAAUUUACAAAAUCAUGUGGCCUUAGUGUUUCUUUUUUCCAUUACCUUUCUUUUUUUUUUUUUUUUUUUUUUAACUGUUGUGAGUCAUGUAUUUACUCAGACAACAGACAACACAGCCGUUCAUCCUGGACUGUGUGGUUUUUAUUUUAAUUUUUUUUUUAUGUUAAAGCGGUUGUGGUUACAAAUUUUUGACAUCUCCAGUGUCGCUCAAACCUGACUGUGCUCUCUCUCUCGUCCAGAGAAUAAUAAAUAUUGAAUAUUUUAGGUGAUGUAACGCAGUAUCUAAUCCUAAAAGAACCCUGGAGCGUUGGACAGUGUAUGUGAGCAGUGGUUUGUGCUACAAUUGUUUUCUCCUGCAGUGCUUUGGCUGCAGCAGAACCAACACGGGGCUUGACUCUGCUCCACACUAACUGUUGCCUUUUUAUCCAAAUACGUUGUGGUUGGUGUGUAAUAAUGGAUGUCCGUCAUGUCAUUGGGUUUAGCCUUAAGUACAGGUAAACACAAAUAAUCUUUGUAGUACUAAAUGAUAUUGUAACAAACCAUUUCUUUUUAACUGAUGAUGAACUUUGUUACUACUUUGUGGAGGUUUUUGUUUUUGACACACAGAUGGCAGAUGUACGGUUAUUCAGAGCAACUGUGCUGCCUGCUUUGGAAUUUCUCAAACUUGAUCCUUUGUGUGGCUGAAAAGGCGAUGGUGCUGGACUGUGUGUGCUUACAUUUUCAGACCACAGUCUAGAAAGUGCUGAGAGAGAGUGGAAUAUGUGUGUGGUCAGCUUUGACGUGGCCCUAAUUCGCUAAUUUUGUCUUUGAUUUGAGGGUUGAAACAAUGUAAAAAUAUGUUCCUGUCAAACCAUCUUUUUCUUUUUUUAAAACUACCGUUUGUUAAAGUAAUGAUUACUAGUGGAUACAUAGUUUCCUGUGCUUUGAAUACAGAAAAACUCCAUUGAUGGCAAAGAGGCCAAGUUUGAGAAAUGCAUCAAGUUGCUCUGGAGUCACUUUUCAAAGUGGAAGUUUCUGGCAUGAGCAGGUAGUUAAAAUGGCUAAAGGGCAAUACAGUAUAUAGUGACGUCACAUGUUAAUACCUUUUUUUUUUCUCUUUUUCUCAAUUAUUGUUUUUAGUAUAAUCGAUCUCAUUGUUUUAAUGCAAUAGAAUCAUUGAGUCUGAGAAGGUCAUUUGUUUAUAAGAUUGAAAUUUGAUCAAAGAAUUUUAUUUGUCUGAAGAUUUGUCAUCACAUUUUUUAUGAUUGUUUUAAGGACCUUUUUUAUUCUGAUAUUUUAAACACUGGAGUGAAAGGAAAAAAAAAAGAUAAAAAAAAGAUGUUUUUUUCCUUCAGACUGUACUAGAUUUUAGGUUGUAGACAAAGCCUAUUUCUCCUCAACAUGAUGCAGAAAGUGGACAGAACAUUUGGAUCAGUGCAGUUGAGAGCCCAGUAUGAUCAGAAAUUUUAACAUUAGAUGCAAAAUGUGCUUGUUUUUCUUUUUGUUUGUUUUUUUUUUCUCUUAUACAAAGUUCCGGGUAUUUGUAGUAAAUUAUAUUGAUGAUGGUAUUAGAAGAACAACAGCAUUACAGUAGCUAUCACAGAUUAGUUGUUUUCUUUAUUAGUCUUGCAUGCAGAGUUAUGGUCCUCAGUUAAGAUAGGAUCUUGAUAUUGAUUAUUUUGUGUAGGAAAAUGAGUGCAUAAGAAUAACUUUCUAAAAAAAAAAUGUUACAUUAUUAAUUGUAAAACGGGCUAACUAAUAUGUACCCUUGUGAUCCAACUAGUUUCAACUGUAUGAAAAUCAGAGGAGAGGCUUCUUAUUAUACUGAAAUAAAAGACUUUGUAAAGUA